Messenger RNA from Nicotiana tabacum (common tobacco), 561 nucleotides. Lineage: Eukaryota; Viridiplantae; Streptophyta; Magnoliopsida; Solanales; Solanaceae. The record is from RefSeq and is a predicted model, not a curated record.
AUGCAGGUUGACUGGGCGUUGAUCACGGUGUUGAUUGAGCGGUGGCGACCGGAGACGCAUACUUUUCAUUGGCCCAUUGGCAAGGCUACCAUCACGCUACAGGAUGUUGAGGUUUUAUAUGGCCUGCCUGCUGAUGGCAUGGCCGUUUCACUGCCUAUUGCUAUGAGAUAUAUGUCGCGUGAUCAUUAUUUGGACAUGCUGCAUCAGCUCACUGGUUUCAGGCCUCAGGAUGAGGUUGCAUCGUCUGGUGCUAGUCGGUUGGCUUUGACCCCUAUUAGACAGUACUUGGAGCUACUCCACCCCGAUAUCACUGACGAUACAGAGGAGGAGCAUAUCACCCAUUAUACGAGGUUGUUGUUGCUUCUUCUAUUUGGAGGGGUCUUGUUCCCUAAUACUUCAGGAAACCUCGUCAGCCAUAGAUUUUUGCAUCAUCUUCAGCUGCUGGAUGAGUUACCCUAUUACAGCUGGGAUGCUGCUGUUCUCGGCUACAUGUAUAGGCAGAUGUGUCGGGCGAGCAUGGCCACUCAGAGAGAUGUUUGUGGUUUUAUGCCGCUUCUACAG